CUGGAGAGACAACAUGGCAGGAACCAGUCUCAGCCGCUUCUACAAGCAGAUCAAAAGACAUCCAGGGCUCAUCCCAAUGAUCGGCUUCAUUGGCCUGGGCAUGGGCAGCGCUGCUCUUUACUUACUACGACUUGCCCUGCGCAGCCCGGACGUCUGCUGGGACCGAAAGAACAACCCAGAGCCCUGGAACCGCCUCAGCCCCAAUGACCAGUACAAGUUCCUUGCCGUGUCCACUGACUAUAAGAAGCUGAAGAAGGACAGGCCAGACUUCUAAGCCAGCCUGGACUGCAAGUAUGAUGCAAACCACAGCUGACCAGCCAGCCCACUCAUUCCUUCCACUCCUCCCCUCAGACCCCAGGUGUCAGUCUGGCCACCCUGUCCAACUCCUGCUUACCCAGGCUGGUUCCCACGCAGAGGGGAGGCAGCUCUACCCCCACCCUCCUCCCCUGCUCCCAGCAGCAGCAGCAGCAGCAGCAGUAGCAACGGAAGCACCUCUGACCCUUGGCUGGAGUCCCACAGGGAGGAGGAGUCAGGAGGGCAGGCAGCAGCAGGGGUCGAACCGAACUGAAAAGAAACCAGCCCCUCUGCCCUCCUACCCAGGCCUCACAGGGUGUGGACAGGCUACGUGUUGAGCGUGGCUAACGUGAGCCAGCAGGAAGCAGAGGCCUCUGAGUGCCAAGCGACGUGGCGGGACUCACAUUAGCUCAGGCUUUGGGCGCCAGCCCAGGGGAGGCACUGCUCCACUCAGGGCUGUCUAGGGCCACCCAGCCUGCCCAGGUGGGAACACCUAUGCUUCCAGAGAGGGAACUUGCUCUACCCUGCCCAAGGCUACUGCCUCCCACACAGAGGAUGGCACCCCGCUGCCUCACACCUGGGCCUCCCCCUGCCACUCCUCACCCUACCCCUCCCUUGCUCCCGUCUGUCCCCUGGGAUCAAACAGAAGCAGCCGUGGGCAAAAUACAAUUUCAUUUAACAAAUUGAA
Molecule: messenger RNA, 982 nt
Organism: Otolemur garnettii (small-eared galago)
Lineage: Eukaryota; Metazoa; Chordata; Mammalia; Primates; Galagidae
Gene: COXFA4L2
Product: NDUFA4, mitochondrial complex associated like 2
Exons: 4
Coding region: 14-274 (86 amino acids)
Source: RefSeq, a predicted model, not a curated record